This is a messenger RNA of Neltuma alba, 904 nucleotides long. Its product is annotated as probable aquaporin NIP-type. NCBI's taxonomy places the organism in Eukaryota, Viridiplantae, Streptophyta, Magnoliopsida, Fabales, Fabaceae. The transcript is spliced from 4 exons. Bases 19 to 825 code for a protein of 268 amino acids. Gene Ontology annotation, molecular function: channel activity. Gene Ontology annotation, cellular component: membrane. The record is from RefSeq and is a predicted model, not a curated record. Gene Ontology annotation, biological process: transmembrane transport.
CAAAAAAGCAAAAAGAAGAUGCCUAGCAGUAACGAUGAUGAGGAUAUCGCAAAUAUGGAGGAAGGUGAAAAUAAAGCCUCAAGAGGAUCUGGUUUUUGUGGUUCUACUUCCACAGUUCAAAUCAUACAAAAGGUAAUUGCAGAGGUAAUAGGGACAUACAUGGUGGUAUUUGCGGGGUGUUGUUCAGUGGUUCUGAAUGUGUUAGAUGGGAGGGUCACAUUUCCUGGGGUGUGUAUAGUUUGGGGUUUGACGGUGAUGAUAAUGGUUUACGCGGUGGGGCACAUCUCCGGCGGCCACUUUAAUCCGGCUGUGACCGUGACGUUCACCAUGUUCCGGCAGUUUCCUUGGAGACAUGUACCACUGUACAUAAUAGCACAGGUGGUGGGAUCCAUACUGGCGAGUGGAACGUUGUACAUGUUGUUCGAGGUGGACGAUAAGUCGUAUUUUGGGACGUUGCCGUCAGGAUCAAAUGUUCAGUCACUUGUAAUGGAGAUCAUUACUUCAUUCUUGUUGAUGUUCGUCGUUUCUGCUGUUGCCACUGAUACCAGAGCUAUCGGAGAAUUGGCAGGAAUUGCAGUUGGCAUGACCAUUGCUGUAGAUGUCUUCAUUGCUGGGCCAGUGUCAGGAGCAUCAAUGAACCCAGCAAGAAGUAUUGGACCAGCAAUAGUGAUGAACAGAUAUGAGUCAAUAUGGGUGUACAUAGCUGGCCCUUUCAUUGGCACCAUUUUUGGUGGCUUUGCCUACAGCCUCAUUCGUUUUACUAACAAACCUCUCCGAGAAAUCACCAAAGCUUCCAUCUUUAAAAAAACUCUCUCCACCCGCUAAUUCAUUCAUUCUAACCAUUUCCUUUUCAUCCCUUCAUCACUGCAUCAAAUUUUCUUCUGGAGUCAAUUUUGGUGUAAAA